Molecule: messenger RNA, 1039 nt
Organism: Calypte anna (Anna's hummingbird)
Lineage: Eukaryota; Metazoa; Chordata; Aves; Apodiformes; Trochilidae
Gene: GSG1
Product: germ cell associated 1
Exons: 6
Coding region: 92-1039 (315 amino acids)
Cellular component (GO): plasma membrane
Source: RefSeq, a predicted model, not a curated record
AAUGUCAGGACAGAAUUUGAUUCCUGAUAUCCCUGGGGAGGAUUGCUGCAUGGAGGGCUGUGAAGAGCUGUGUGCCUCUUGAGAGCUACCAAUGGAGCUGCUGAAGGGACUGCCAUGGAGCCGUGCUUUUCUGGCUGUCAUCCUGAACCUCCUGGCUCUCAGUCUCUCCACCACUGCCUUGCUUGGCAGCUACUGGUGCACCGGAACCCAGAAGGUGCCCAAGCCUUUGUGUGGGAAGACCAAAACCACCAAGUGCAUCCGUGUCCCCAUGCCACCUGAUGAAGGUGCUAGCAAUGUUUCAUACCAGGAUGUGGUGCACUACAGCUGGGAGACCGGGGAUGACCGCUUUGCCUUCAGAUACUUCCACACAGGGAUGUGGCUUUCCUGUGAAGAGAGCUUGGAAGGGCCAGAGGAGAAAUGCCGUAGCUUCAUUGAGCUUUCACCACCCGCAGAGAGAGGAAUCUUGUGGCUGUCACUGGGCUCAGAGAUGCUGUACAUCAGCUUGCUGCUCAUCAGCUUCAUCCUCCUGAUGGUGGAAAUGCUGCAUACUAGCAAUCCUGUCUGUGGGCUGAAGCUCAAUGCCUUUGCUGCUGUCUCCUCAGUGCUGUCAGGUCUCCUUGGGAUGGUGGCACACAUGAUGUACAGUCAGGUCUUUCAGGCAACAGUUAAUCUAGGACCAGAGGACUGGAGACCUCACUCAUGGGACUACGGCUGGGCUUUCUACAUGGCCUGGGUCUCCUUCACCUGCUGCAUGGCCUCUGCUGUCACCACUCUCAACACCUACACCAAGACAGUGCUGGAGUUCAAAAGGACCCACAUCAAGGGCUAUGAUGGGAGCUUUAUGAAUCAACCUCAGCACCACCAGUGCUUCAUACAGAAGCAAAUAAGCAGCUACUACGAGCCCCAAAACAGGCCUCUCCAUUCAGUCUCUGAGGGAAUCGACUUCUACUCCGAGCUGCAGCAGAAAGUGCUAAAGCGGGAACCAGAGCUGGAAAUGGAUGAGGUUUUGGCACAGACAAUUGGGGAGGAUUGCUGUUGA